GUCCAAAGCAAUGCCCUUAAGUCACCAAUGUGGCAUUGAGCUUCCUAGCUUCUAAAAUUUCUCUCCGUCUUCAUCUUUCUCAUCUCCAAACCUUCACAAAGAAUUCUCCAACAUUAGGAAAUCAAGCACAUCAUGGGGAAGACGAUAGUUUCCUUGAAGAAGCUCGCGAAGAUGGCGAAGGAGAGAGCCCUAUCGGCCGAUCGGGACCAACUGUCGCAAGAAGUGUGCCUGCUCAAGGAGCGCUACGGCGAGGGACGCUCGCUGUCCUCCCUGUCGUCGACUACCCCGACGGGGUUCUUCCCGGUCUAUGUUGGGGAAGGGAGGCAGCGGUUCCUCGUGCCGACCGCGUUCCUGUCUCACCCGCUCUUCAAGAUGCUGCUCGAGAAGGCGCGCGAGGAGUUCGGGUUCGAGCAUAGGAACGGGCUCACGGUCCUUUGCAGCGUGCCUGCUUUCCGGGAGGUGUUGAACGCUGUGGAGGGCUGCAAUGGGAAGUUUGAGUUUGGCGAGUUGGUAGAGGAGUUUGUCUAGGUGAUCUCGUUAGCAUAGAUUGUAGCAGUAGCAGAAAGGCAGAUGUUUCGUUGGCCCUUUGUAGCUCAUCUCCUGUAUCCUAAAUUUUACUCAUUGAAGAAUUGUAUCAUAGCAUUGUAACACCGGAGUUU
Rhodamnia argentea is the source of this 659-nucleotide messenger RNA. RefSeq names its product auxin-responsive protein SAUR21-like. Gene Ontology annotation, biological process: response to auxin. The coding region runs from base 133 to 528 and encodes 131 amino acids. NCBI's taxonomy places the organism in Eukaryota, Viridiplantae, Streptophyta, Magnoliopsida, Myrtales, Myrtaceae. The transcript has a single exon. The record is from RefSeq and is a predicted model, not a curated record.